GGGGGCAUGGCCUCCCCGCCGCCCCCCGGUCCCCUCCGCCCUCCGGGCCCCCCCGGUAGCGGCUGCAUCUCGCUGUGGACCGUGGUGGCCGCGGUGCAGGCGGUGGAGAAGAGCGUGGAGGCCCAGGCCGCCCGGCUGCUGGGGCUGGAGCGCAGGACGGUGACCACGGAGAAGAAGUACGUGGACUGCGAGAGGACGGUGGUGGAUUUCGGCAACCAGCUGGAGAGCAAGCUGGCCGUGCUGGGCACCCUGGUCCAGGAGUACGGGCACCUCCAGCAGCGCCUGGAGAGCGUGGAGAACCUGCUGAGGAACAGGAACCUCUGGGUGCUGCGCCUGCCCCCCGGCCCCCGGGGAGAGGUGCCCAAGGCCCCAGAAGGGUUUGACAGCAACGCCGCUGGCUUCUCCGAGCAAGAGUGGGAGAACCUGGAGGAAUGGCAGAGGGAGCUGUACAAAAACAUGCUGCGAGGGAACAGCGAAUCUCUGAUCUCUCUGGAUUACGCAAUCUCCAAACCCGACCUCCUGUCCCGGCUUCAGAGAGAGGUGCCCUGCGAUGAGGUGGCUUUGGGAGAGAGGGAGAGUGCUGUGGAGCCAAGCGCAGCAGAGUCUCUGGUGUUUAGACCUGAUGCAAGCAGCCAGGACAGCAAAGGAGUGCAGUGCCUGACAGAACAGGAGGACCUGGAGGCAAAAGCAGUGUUGGCAGACCCCACACCUGCAGAGUACGGCAUUCCAGAGCCGAGCUUCGCGGGCGCUCUGAAGCAAGAGGACGAGCUGUGCACGGAGGAGCAGGAGGCCACGGAGGACAUGGAGUUCACUGAGCUCAGUGUGGUUCCAGCAGAUGAGGUGAUAGCGUUCAAAAUAGAGCAGCUGGACUCCGAUGAAUGCCUGCAGAGCUCGGAGUCCCCCACGGCUUUAUCCGGGGAACCGGAGGAGGUGGUCUUCCAGGGUCCCAGCGAGGCGCUGCCCUUUGAUGGUCAGUACGGCUCUCCCGUGCCCCUGGGAAACCAGAGCACAAGCAGGCUGGUGCCAUCCGCUCACGGGGAAGGUGGUCUGGGUGAAAUCAGCACCGUCACGCUCUACAGGCAAGACUGUCCUGAGGAGAGGCCCCACUCCUGCGCCGCGUGUAGGAAGGGCUUGUGCCUGAAGAAGAUGCUGAUGAUGCAGCAGCAGAGUCACGGCACGCUGUGCGGCAGUGAGUACACCGAGGACGGGGAGGUCUUCCUCCAGCAGCAGCACCAGCAGAUCCACGUGGAAGACAGGUCCCACGUGGCCAGGGGCAGCUUCAGGCAGAACCAGAACGCAAAAGCCCGGGCCAAGGCGCGUGGCUCUGAGAAACCGAGCCAGAAGAGCCACGCACGGGGAAGGGCUUACAAGUGCAACAAGUGUCAGGAGUUCUUCCCCCAGAAGAAAACCCUCAUCAUCCACCGCCGCGUGCACUCGGGCCGCAGCCCAGGGGUCCUCUGGUGCUCGUACUGCGGCAAGACCUUCAGCCAUCCCUCCAACCUGACCCGGCACCAGAGGAUCCACACCGGGGAGAGGCCGUACCAGUGCACCGAGUGCUCAAAGCGCUUCACCCAGAAGCAGCACCUCCUCCAGCACGAGAAGAUCCACCUGCGUGAGAGGAACUGUGUGGCUGGCAGUCGUGUGAGGGAGGCGCCGCUACACAGCUUCUAA
Molecule: messenger RNA, 1671 nt
Organism: Oxyura jamaicensis (ruddy duck)
Lineage: Eukaryota; Metazoa; Chordata; Aves; Anseriformes; Anatidae
Product: zinc finger protein 777-like
Exons: 7
Coding region: 7-1671 (554 amino acids)
Biological process (GO): regulation of DNA-templated transcription
Source: RefSeq, a predicted model, not a curated record